This is a messenger RNA of Owenia fusiformis, 512 nucleotides long. The record is from the annotation of a GenBank genome assembly. Lineage: Eukaryota; Metazoa; Annelida; Polychaeta; Sabellida; Oweniidae.
AUGGAAGUCCAACUCUUGAUGGUCUCAGUAGGCCCGUACAGAGCCUGAAUGAACGCGAGGUAACACGGAAUUUUGAGUUACAAUGGUAUCCCCGUUUUGAUGAUCUACAUGACCCACUGAAGAAAUCUUGCACGAAUGUCUUUUGGGUAAUAGAUCAAAGUUGUUCAGUUUAUGAUCAAAUGGAUAGAGUAAAACAAUUACUUCUCAACGUCACAGAAAAAGUUAUAAUUGGUCGUGACUCCGUUCUAAUGACGCUGGUAAAAUAUGAUAGAAACCCAUAUUUCGAAUUUUAUGCAAGAGACACAACAAAUAAUGAAGUGACGAAAAAACUAAUAAGUAAUACACAGAUUGGUCAAAAUGAAACUUGCGAAACUAGGACAGGCAGAGCCCUCUUUGAUGUGAGAAAACGAUUUUUCGAAAGUCGCCUUUCGCGUCUUGAGUAUGGUAUACGAAAACUACCAGAGUCAACAGAUGUAGUGAUUAUUUUCACAGACGGCAGGACUUUCCCAUAU